This is a messenger RNA of Platichthys flesus (European flounder), 2608 nucleotides long. RefSeq names its product translocase of inner mitochondrial membrane 50 homolog (S. cerevisiae) (gene timm50). The coding region runs from base 78 to 1241 and encodes 387 amino acids. NCBI's taxonomy places the organism in Eukaryota, Metazoa, Chordata, Actinopteri, Pleuronectiformes, Pleuronectidae. Gene Ontology annotation, molecular function: phosphoprotein phosphatase activity. The transcript is spliced from 11 exons. The record is from RefSeq and is a predicted model, not a curated record.
GGCGCCAGCCAAUCGGACGCUUUUGUCCUUUUGACUCGCGCCUCUCUCGCUCGCCGGCAGCCAGAGCUUCAUCCAACAUGUCGGCCAGCUCCGUGUUCCCCAUGUGUGUGCGGGCGAGCCGGGGCCUCCUGCGGCUCCGGGGCGGCGCGGCGGCCGCCUCCUCCCCGGCCGCGGCCCACAGCGUGCGGAGCCUGUCCUCGGACAAGCCGGCGUCCGGAGCGGGCGGCGCCACGGGCGGCCUGGCCCAGGCGAUCCUUCAGGAGAGGCUCCAGCAGCAGAGUCAGGGUCAGUCUCCUCCUGAGGGAGCGGAGGGAGAGAAGGAGGGAGAAAAGAAGGAGGACAAGAAGCAGAAUGAAAACACGGCCUACGCCAAGAAGAUAGUCCUACGGUUGGCAGGACUCAUGGGAAUAGGCGGGGCGGUCGGCAUCGUCUACAUAUUCGGCUCCAACUCGGUGGACGAACAAGGACACAUAAUUCCAGAUGAGUUCGACAGAGACCCUCCAGUUGUGCAGCAGCUGAAAAGAACCUUCAAGUACUUUCAGGACUACAGACAGAUGAUCAUCGAGCCAACAAGCCCGAAGCUGCUGCCCGACCCUCUGAAGGAGCCGUACUACCAACCUCCGUACACUCUGGUGCUGGAGCUCACCGACGUGCUGCUGCACCCGGAGUGGUCGCUGGCGACAGGUUGGCGGUUUAAGAAGCGUCCGGGCAUCGACUACCUCUUCCAGCAGCUGGCGCCGCUUUACGAGAUCGUCAUCUUCACGGCAGAGACCGGCAUGACAGCGUAUCCUCUCAUUGACAGCAUCGAUCCUCAGGGUUUCGUGAUGUAUCGUCUCUUCAGAGAUGCAACACACUACAUGGAGGGACAUCAUGUCAAGGACGUGUCGUGUCUGAACCGCGACACCAGCAAGGUGAUCGUGGUGGACUGCAAGCGGGAGGCGUUCAGCUUGCAGCCCUUCAACGGCAUGGCCCUGAAGAAGUGGGACGGGAACUCGGAGGACCGGACGCUCUACGACCUCGCCAGCUUCCUCAAGACCAUCGCUCUGAGCGGCGUGGACGACGUGCGCUCGGUGCUGGAGAACUACGCCCUGGAGGACGACCCCAUCGAGGCCUUCAAGCGCAGGCAGGCUCAGCUGGCGCAGGAGGAGGAGCAGCGCCUGGCCGAGCUCUCCCAGCAGAAGAAACAGGGACUCUCUCUCGGCUCCAUCGCUUCCCGGUUCUGGCGCUCCAAACAGCAGUGAGCCCCGCCCCCUCUCACACUCGCACCAAUCGCAGUCCGGCUCUCUGCCAGCGUCGAGGGGAGGGGCCGGAGGACAGGAGGCGGGGGGGUCUGCGGACUGUAGCUGGGUGCCCUCCGCUCCGUGUGUGCAGUGCUGGAAUGGAGCCAGGACAUUGGCCGUGGCGUGCACCAAUGAGAGGCGAUUAUUUUGUUUAUUUUUUUCUUGGGGGCGGGGCAUCAGUGGCGCCCCCCCGUGGUCAUCAUGGCGUCCGCUGAUGCAUCUCUGGUGUCCGAAGCUCCAGGUCCGGUUGACACUUGUGUUGGUCGGAGGCAGAUCUGAGAUCAGCACUGCUCUUGCCACGCCCGCUGUGGUCGGCGCCGCCGCUCACAGGAAGUGACAUCAGCAACGUUUGUGUUAUUCUCUGUUCCUCUGUUUCCAGACUGACUUUGUUCAAACCAUGAAUAUUGCUUCUAGAAAAAUAAAUGUACGUAACACAUCGUUUUCUGAAAGAGUUGAUUCCCUGUGUCGGCGCUCGGAGCUCCGGGCGGCGGCGGCGUGGGCGCUGCUCGUUGUCCACGUGGACCUUCUGAGACCGGAACCACAGCUGAGCCGACAGGGGAAGAACUUUUCAUUUCCACCGUUCUCCCAAACGUUUGGUUUGAUUCCUCAUGACCAGCUCAUCGGUUCCAACUGAGGACGUUGAACCAGCUCACGAAACCAGUUCCAUCUGGAUCCCACCAGUCGCUCGGGGGAGGUCGUCCCAGCAGGAAUAAUUCACAGUGAGCGUUUGGGUCGAACUUGAAAAGUUGAAUCUCCAGACGAGUGAUUCGCUCCGUAUCAGAAAUAAUCUCACAUCACAUGACCGCUCACAUCCACUGGUCAUGUGACGUAAACAGGAAACAACGCUCGUGUGUUUUUUGAACGUAGAAGCAAAUACACAACCUGCCUCACAUCACACAAUUCUCAAUGUUUAUUAACUCACACAAAGCGGUGGGCGGCGGCCUGGUGUCCCGAGUCAGGGCUGUGAUUGGUUGCACCGAGCGGUAAAACAACGCGUCUCUUUGUCAAUGUUGUUCAGUAAACCCGGGUCAUGUGACAGGAGAGGAACCAAUCAGGAGGAGACGUUUGCGUCAUUGUUUACAAAAACUAUCACAAACACAAAGCCGGAGUUUUCAAUCUUUACUCAAGUCGUCACCAUAGCAGCAGUGAGUAAUAAAACACGUGGAUGUGGGCGGGGACGUUUUCUGAUUGUCUCUGACGUGUGUCCGGAUGAACGACCAAUCAGAGAGCGGGGACUGAGCACAGCGACCAUGAGGACGGGCUCGGCUGCGGUUCUGUUUCAUGUGUUUGUUGAAGAUUCGUGAUGAAAUAAAGAAAUCAAAUCGUGA